Molecule: messenger RNA, 1329 nt
Organism: Ilyonectria robusta
Lineage: Eukaryota; Fungi; Ascomycota; Sordariomycetes; Hypocreales; Nectriaceae
Product: 6-phosphofructo-2-kinase-domain-containing protein
Exons: 4
Coding region: 1-1329 (442 amino acids)
Biological process (GO): fructose metabolic process; fructose 2,6-bisphosphate metabolic process
Cellular component (GO): cytosol
Molecular function (GO): ATP binding; 6-phosphofructo-2-kinase activity; fructose-2,6-bisphosphate 2-phosphatase activity
Source: RefSeq, a predicted model, not a curated record
AUGCCGUCCCGAACUAAUGGAGUCGGUGUCCAGGUCGAGGACACCAAGAUCUGUGUCGUCAUGGUAGGACUUCCCGCCAGAGGCAAGAGUUACAUAGCACAGCGAGCGCAACGCUAUCUGCAAUGGCUUUCUAUCCCGGCCCAGACGUUCAAUGUCGGAAACUACCGGCGCAACGAUGCCCCUCAACCCACGGCUGACUUCUUCGACACCAACAACCCUGAAGGCGAGCGCAAGCGCCGCGCCGCCGCCGAAGCUGCUGUCGCUGACAUGCUCGCCUGGUUCCGCACCGGCGGCGUCGUCGGUAUCCUCGAUGCUACCAACUCGACUCAAGAACGCCGGAAAUGGGUCCUCGAAACUUGCAAUGCCAACGGUGUCGAGGUUCUCUUUGUCGAAAGCAAGUGUGACGAUGAAGAGCUCAUUAUGGCCAACAUUCGCGACGUCAAGACUACCAGCCCCGAUUACAAGGGCCAGGAUCCUGAGAAGGCCGCCCUCGACUUCCGUAACCGCAUUCGCAACUACGAAAAGGUGUACUGUACCAUCGACGCCGAUGGCGAUGAGUCUCACUUGACGUACCUUAAGAUCAUGGAUGUAGGCAAGCAAGUCAUCAUUAGUCGCAUCCGAGACUACCUCCAGAGUCGCGUUGUCUACUACCUCAUGAAUUUGCACAUCCGCCCCCGGUCGGUUUGGCUAUCGAGGCACGGCGAGUCUUUGUACAACCUAGACGGAAGAAUCGGCGGUGAUACUCUCCUCUCCCCCCGAGGAGAGCAAUAUGCUCGAAAACUCCCCGAGCUGGUCCGCAAAUCUGUUGGCGACGACCGCCCCCUAACGGUCUGGACCUCGACCUUGCGAAGAACCAUUGCGACUGCUCGUUUCCUUCCGGAACACUACAACCAGCUCCAGUGGAAGGCACUCGAUGAGCUUGACUCCGGUGUCUGCGACGGCCUCACGUAUCAGGAAAUCAAGGACCGGUACCCCGACGACUUCGCCGCCCGCGACGAGGACAAGUACAACUACCGCUACCGCGGCGGAGAGUCAUAUCGCGACGUCGUAAUUCGUCUCGAGCCCAUCAUCAUGGAGCUGGAACGCAGCGAGGACAUUCUGAUUGUUACUCACCAGGCGGUCUUGCGAUGUGUAUAUGCCUACUUCAUGAAGAAGGACCAGACCAAGAGCCCCUGGAUGAAUGUCCCUCUGCAUACGCUCAUCAAGUUAACCCCUGGCGCCUAUGGCACGGAGGAGGUGCGUUACGAGGCCAACAUCCCCGCCGUCAGCACCUGGAGAGGCAAAGGCAGCACCGCCAAACAUGAGAACCCGGUUCCCGAGGGACUGUAA